AUGGCUCAUGUCAGUUUCUUUUGGAAUUUCUCAUACUAUGCCUCGUUAGUUCCCUGAAAAAUUGUAAGUUUAAUUCAAGUUAAUCAUGUGGCCGCUCAAUUGUGCCUUUGUGCUGCUGAUCUUUAUGAUCUGCAGCUGUGCGGCGAAGGAGUAUAGAAUAUUCUGCCAAUACGAUUUGGGUUCUUUCUACUACAAGAAUGCGAGUCAGUUCACUUUCAUGAACAUCGAUGAAAGGCUCUGCUCGUAUUUGAUCCUCACCACUGGCGUGGGUGUGAAUGGCGAGACGGGCGAAUUGAAGCGAAAGCCUGACUAUUUGAUUGACGAUGACGAAUUAAUGAGCACACGUCAUGUAUUGUACAAUGGAAAACUUGACAGAAUUGUGGGCACGAUCGGCGGAUGGGGUGCGGAGUCGAGCGAGUUCUCCAAGCUGGCAGCAAGCUCUACCAAGCGUGACCGGUUCCUAGAAUCGGUGAUCGACUUCAUAUACGAAUGGGGCUUCGUUGGCGUCCAGAUCGACUGGCGUUAUCCCACGCAGCGUGGCGGCAGACCCCAGGAUCGAAAGAACUUUAUCACAUUGCUAAAAGAGCUAAAAAUUAGAUUGGAUGACUACGGUUUUAUGCUGAUGGUUGCCGUUUUGGGGCGCACUGACAGUAGCACCCUGGAGUACUACGACAUUCCCAAUCUGGUCAGGCAUGUGCACUUCGUUAGCCUGUUGUUCCACGACAAUCGGGAACCGUACCAGUCGCAACUUCGCUACAAUGCCCCGCUCUCCGGCAAGCAUAGCGUGGUGGAGUCCAUCAAGCUCUGGAAGAAGCUGGGCAAAGCUCCAGGCAAGCUGGUCAUGAGCAUUCCGCUCUUCGCGCGCUCGUACAUCAGGGAAAGGCGCAAGACCAGCGUUGGUUCUCGGUCAAAGGGUCCAGGUCCUAUGACUCCACUGAGCAACAAGCUCGGCUUCAUGACCUACAACGAAUGGUGCACGCAGGCAGCCACAUGGACGCAGAAAUAUGACGAGCAGGCGAAGGUGCCGUAUGCCUACAAAGGCGACCAAUGGAUUAGCUACGAGAAUAACCGCAGCAUCCUGGCGAAGAUAGAGCUGAUAAAGUCCCAGAACCUGGGCGGCGUCAUGCCCUGGACCAUCGAUUCGGAUGACUUUGCUGGCAACUGCGGCAAGAAGCACAGCCUGGGGCGUGUCAUAUUAGAAGCGAUCGAUCCGAAAGCAGUCAUAGUGGAUCCGGUGACGACAACUACGCCAGCACCCUGCCCGAAAGAUGGUCUAUUUCGCGAUCCGAAGGAUUGUCAGCUGUACUACGGGUGUUCGCGUGGCGAGAAAUUCGAAUACGAGUGCCCCUUUCAAGAGUUCUUCGACGAGGCCAAAUCCGCAUGCAGACCCAUGAAAGAGGUCAGAUGCCCAUCAUUAGGGGCCGACUGGCUUAACGUCAGGCGAGAGUAACAAGUAUCGUAAUUAUAUUUAAAUCCUCAAAAUUGCAGCGUAGCAGCAAAAAUAAUUGAUCAGUUAUUAAACAUAUUGUAUAUGUGUGUAAAUAUAAUAACUAAACUGAGUUUGCACUUUCA
This is a messenger RNA of Drosophila guanche, 1572 nucleotides long. RefSeq names its product endochitinase. The coding region runs from base 86 to 1450 and encodes 454 amino acids. NCBI's taxonomy places the organism in Eukaryota, Metazoa, Arthropoda, Insecta, Diptera, Drosophilidae. The record is from RefSeq and is a predicted model, not a curated record. Gene Ontology annotation, biological process: chitin catabolic process; carbohydrate metabolic process. Gene Ontology annotation, cellular component: extracellular region. Gene Ontology annotation, molecular function: chitinase activity; chitin binding. The transcript has 4 exons.